CAUCACAGUAGUACUUGAAGCCAUUCCACACUAUUGCAAUAUAGACGAUUACUAUGGAUAAUGGUUGCAAAAAUAAGGUGGCUAUUUCCAUGCGGGAAUAAUAGUCGCGCGCUCUGUGUUUAACCUCCGUAUGAACGUUUGGUUGAUAUUCCGAAUUUUGGUUCGAUAAUUUAGUCCUACAUAAUACCUUUCGUGUAGGAAAAAUGUGCCUAGCAAGUAGGCGGUACAUACGACCACGAAAUUUAAUCAUUUACUUUUAACUGAUCGCACGGAUUGGAGUGUCUAUAGAAGUGGUGAACAAUGCAGUGCAUUCCUUCAACAACAAAAUGUGCAGCGAUGUUUAAACGAGGUUUUGGCGCUUUUUGCACGGAAACUUGUUACCCACUCUCUAUUUUGUGGCAACUACGCUGCUGUAGACAUCGCGUAUCUAUAUCAUCAUUCAAGCAGUGGAAGGACCUAUUGGUUUUCAAAAGGUAUGAUGGUCACCAUGUUUGGAACUUACCACAAUUCAAGCCUCAUGAGUAUGGAUUUCGGCGUAUAGCUCGCAAGCCUCCUUUUUUUAAAUUGCGCAAAGUUGCAUAUCCGAAAGUGCAAACUAGGUAUUCAUCAACAAAUCCGUUCAAUCGCACGUUGCAAAUUGAAUACAAUUGGCAGCAGAAUCCCACAUUCUACCACGACUUACAUGAAGCUUUGAAUGAUGCUUUACCUGGCAUUAGAAUCAAAGCUUUACCUAAGGGUGGUGAUUCAGCGUUAAAGGUAAUGACAGAGGACGGUCGGGUCCUUUACGAUGCCACAGAUGAUGGUAAUAAGGACGUGCGAAGUGUUGUAAUGCAAUGUUACAACCAAAUCGUGGAACACUGACACCUUCAAUAUAUGUAG
Molecule: messenger RNA, 879 nt
Organism: Babesia bovis T2Bo
Lineage: Eukaryota; Apicomplexa; Aconoidasida; Piroplasmida; Babesiidae
Exons: 2
Coding region: 301-861 (186 amino acids)
Source: RefSeq, a predicted model, not a curated record